Molecule: messenger RNA, 1377 nt
Organism: Nicotiana tabacum (common tobacco)
Lineage: Eukaryota; Viridiplantae; Streptophyta; Magnoliopsida; Solanales; Solanaceae
Product: putative F-box protein At1g32420
Molecular function (GO): protein binding
Source: RefSeq, a predicted model, not a curated record
AUGCCGCCGUCUAAAGGCAAAGGAAAGGGGAAAAAGAAAGGUAAAGGGAACUCGAAAAAAACAAAAAACAGAGCUCCAGACGCAACAUGCAACUGCAUUUUCCCAAGAGAAAUCAUCAUUAAUAUCCUUUCUCGUCUCCCUGUGAAGACCCUUUUACAAUUCAGGUGCGUUUGCAAGCCAUGGCGAAAACUCAUUUCCAAACCCAACUUCGUAGCCACCCAUUUCCGCCAUUCCUCUUCUUUGCAGCCCAUUACCGGUUCUUCACCCAUUCUUUUACACACUCGCCAUCUCGAGUCCGCUGAUCAUCUACUCUCACUAAUCAACCUGUCCCCCGAGUCAUCAUCAGUUGUGGAACUUGAUAACCCUUUCCCUUUCUUCUUGCAAAGUAUGGUGGUUGUGGGUUCUUGCAAUGGCAUUGUGUGCCUUUGUCAGCCACCUUGGGGUGAUGUCAUUACUCUUUGGAACCCAGCUAUGAGGCAGUCUAGGACUCUGCCGCUUUCGAAACGCAAACCCAUUAUGGGAACGCACUCUUGUGUUUCCAUCGGGUUGGCGUACGAUUCACAAGAGAAUGACUUCUUGGUCUUGAGUCUUAAGAGUUUCGGACCAGAAACUAUGAUUGCGGAUGAAGUGGAAAUGUUUUCAACCAAGAGUUUCAGCUGGCAGAGGGUGCCAAAUGAGGUGGGGUUUCGAGUUCUUGGGCUUUCUUGCAAUCUGAUUAUUAAAGGGGUGCCUUAUUGGACUGCUCUGCUUGAGGAUGCGCAUGGGUCACGUGAGGUAUUGGUGUGUUUUGAUGUGAGUAAGAAAGUAUUUGACAAGUUACCUAUGCCUGGAGUGAGACUGGAGAUUCAGGGGUAUCUUGUGAAUUUGGAGGAUUCUCUUGGUAUAUUAAUGUGGGAUAAAACAGACAAAUAUAAUGUUGAAAUUUGGGUAAUGGAUGAUGAAGAUGGUUGGAGCAAGAAAUGCAAUGUUGAAAUGUUAUUCGGGUUCAACAGAAUUAUUGGCUGUUUGAGGAAUGGUAAUAUUGUUGCUGAGGAUGAGAAUGGCGUGUUGUUCCUCUUUGAUCCGGUGACUAGUUCUGUUAAGGCAAAAUUGUGCAUCGAUAAUGCUGAUAGCAGUUCGUCCAUGAUUUUCAACUAUUCAGAGAGCUUAGUUCUGAUUGGAGGGAUGCUACCAGUUAAGAAGCAAGCUGCUAGAGGUAAAUUAGCACGUGAAAAUCUCCUAAAGUGCGGUGAUCAACUUUUGUCUUUUCAAUUAUAUCUUAAGUUACUAUGUGCUUGCUUUGUGUUGAUUGUCAAGUCUGAUCCCACUUUGAGAUGUUGCACUUUUGCUUUGUUCUUAUCCUUAUGUGCUUAUGUGUAUGUUAUGGGCACCUGGUGA